CUUGAUGUCAAUGGUUCGUCCAAUGGAUCCUUCAAUGGUUCCCCUGGAUCGCAAUUUCCAUCCCCGGAUGCCAAGGCAAAUUUGGGUUUAGCGUCACUGCAGCUGGGGGCGCUACCGGCCUUUUUCAGGUGCUAGGCUCUUCGGAAUACCACCGAGGGGGCCACCAUCCCCAUGGAGUCGCAGCAGUGAUGGAGGCCCGGGAGGGAAAGGCAGGGACGAGGGGGCGGAUGAGGCGCAAGCCUUUUUGGAUUUGAGCGCGGGGGGCGCCUUUAAACUUGCUGCCGAUCCCUCUUUCCCAGCGACGCCCCGACGCCCCAGGGACGCCAUCGACGACAGUGGCGAGAAGUUUGUCUCGCAGCCAUUCAUUUGAAUAAAAAUAAUAAGUCGCAGCAUCGCCCAAGAUGCACCCUCACUCGUUUCAGUCGCUCUUUACCUUGUCGGCGCUGCUCUCGGGCGCCAUUGCCGCCAUUCCCGCGGGCAAUGGCCAUGGCAAUGGCACGACCGAGGCAGACGUCGUGACGGUCGUGGUGCGAAAGACGGCGACCGUCUGCCCGUCGCCUCCCCCUCCCCCGCCGUGCUCGGCCGGCUCGGUGUCGUCUUCAAGCUCUUCCGUGGGAUCGUUUGUUCCCAGCAGCGUUUUGAGCAGCAUUGGAAGCUCGUCCAGCGGCGCGAGCUCCGCCGACACCACGGCUGUCUCCAGCGGGAACGUCUCAUCCGGCACCAGCGUUGUGUCAAGCACUGUCGUAUCGUCUGGCACCACUGCGAUUCCCACCUCGGACAUCUCGAGCACCGGUAUCUCGUCCAAGACUAGCGAUGUUUCCAGUGCGCCUAGCUCUUCUGCCGGCUCAACCAACACCACCGGUGUCUCCAGCACAGAAGUCUCCAGUACAGAAGUCUCCAGCACCUCUGCUUCGAGCACUGCCGCCUCGAGCACCAAUGUCUCCAGCACCACCGAUGUCUCGAGCCAGGUCUCCAGCACUGCCGUUUCCAGCACCGAGGUUUCCAGCACCGCCGUCUCCAGCACCGCCGUCUCCAGCACCGCCGUCUCCAGCACCGCCGUCUCCAGCACCGCCGUCUCCAGCACCGCCGUCUCCAGCACCGAUGUUUCCAGCACUGCUCCCUCCAGUACCGAUAUCUCCAGCACUGCCGUUUCCAGCACUGAAGUCUCGAGCACUACCGCCUCUAGCACCGAUGCCUCUAGCACCGAUGCCUCCAGCACCGAUGUCUCCAGCACUGCCGUUUCCAGCACCGAUGUCUCCAGCACUGCUGUCUCUAGCACCAAAUUGUCGAGCACCGCCGCUUCCAGCACUAUCGCCUCCAGCACCGAUGUCUCGAGCGCAAUUUCUAGCACUGCCGCUUCUAGCACAACGAUCACCUCUCAAACCAGCGCUGUAUCUAGCACGACUAGCACUUCUGCCAGCUCGACCACCCCGUCGAGCACCACCAUCGCCGCUCCGGCCUGCACCGAUUUCUGGCUUGACAGGAUCGCUCAUCAGGGCGUUGCCCCUUUUGCUGGCUCUGGCUACGAGGUCUACCGCAAUGUGAAGGACUACGGCGCCAAGGGCGACGGUGUCACCGACGACACCGAGGCCAUCAACCGGGCCAUCAGCGAGGGCGAGCGCUGCGGACCUGGUUGCACGGGCAGCACCAAGACACCCGGCCUGAUCUACUUCCCCCCGGGCACCUACAUGGUCUCGCGCCCCAUCAUCGACUUCUACUACACCCACUUGAUCGGCAACCCGGGAUGCAUGCCUGUGCUCAAGGCCACGGCCGGAUUCAUUGGCGACUGGCUCCUCGAUACCAACCCGUAUGGGCCGGGCGGCAAGCUUGCCUGGGGAGCAACCAAUGUGUUCUGGCGUCAGGUCGCCAAUUUUGUCAUCGAUGUUAGCAGCGUCCCGGCGAGUAGGCUCGUUAGGGGCAUCCACUGGCCCAGCUCCCAGGCGACCUCGCUGUCCAAUAUCGUCUUCAAGAUGUCUGAGGCUCCCGGCAACAAGCACCAGGGUCUCUUCAUCGAGGAGGGCUCUGGGGGCUACAUUGGUGAUUUGGUCUUCUAUGGUGGCGCCCAAGCCCUGUCCAUCGGCAACCAGCAGUUCACCAUGCGCAACAUCACCAUCAACAACGCCCAGACGGCCAUCCAGCAGCUCUGGUCCUGGGGUUGGACGUACAAGAGCGUCAGCAUCAACAACUGCGGGGUGGGCUUCGAUUUCACCGCUGCCAGUGACGCCGGCGCUCUCAACGUCGGUUCCAUCACGAUUCUGGACUCCGAGAUCACGGACACGCCUGUUGGCAUCGCCUUCGGCAGCGCCGGCGCGACCUCUCCCCCGGUAGCCAACAACUUUGUCUUUGAGAACAUCCGCCUCGACAACGUGUCCACGGCAAUCCGCGGGCCAUCGGGUAUCGUGCUGGAGGGUUCGACUGGUGCGUCCGUCAUUGAGGCCUGGGGCCGUGGCCACAAGUACUCGCCUUCGUCCACCGGCCCAACCUUCUUUGAGGGCUCCAUCACCCCCAACCCCCGUCCGGCCUCUCUGGCCCAGGGCACUGUCUUUUACGAGCGGUCCAAGCCUCAGUACGAGAACCUGCCUGUCUCGGAGUUUGUCAGCGCCCGUGACGCCGGCGCGGUCGGCGAUGGUACCACGGACGACACGGACGCGCUCAACCAGCUCUUCACCUCGGCCGCAGCGGCCAACAAGGUUGUCUUCCUGGACGCCGGCAUGUACCUGGUGACCAAGACCAUCCAGAUUCCCGCGGGCUCGCGCAUCUUUGGCGAAGCCCUGCCCGUGAUCCUCUCGUCCGGUGCCUUCUUCGCCGACGCCGCCAACCCCAAACCCGUCGUCCAAGUCGGCACAUCGGGCGCGACCGGCCGCGUCGAGUGGUCCAACACCAUCGUCAGCACGCGCGGCGCGCAGGCCGGUGCCAUUCUGAUCGAGUACAACCUCGCCUCGCCCGCCGGCUUGCCCUCAGGCAUGUGGGAAGUGCACACGCGCAUCGGCGGGUUUGCCGGUUCCGACCUGCAGCUCCCUCAGUGUGCAAAGACCCCCAACACAACCAUCACGGCCGAAAACCUCGCGAGUGACUGCAUCGCCGCCUUCUCGAGCAUGCACAUCACGUCGUCGGCCAAGUCCCUGUACAUGGAGAACUGCUGGCUGUGGGUGGCGGACCACGACGUCGAGGAGGGCGCCGACAAUCAGCAAAUCACCGUCUACGCCGGACGGGGGCUGCUGGUGCAGGGCUCGGCUGGCCCCCUGUGGCUGGUCGGCACGGGCGUCGAGCAUCACCAGCUGUACGAGUACCAGUUUGUCGACUCGCAGAACGUGUUUAUGGGCCAGAUCCAGACCGAGACGGCCUACUACCAGCCCAACCCGGACGCAUCCAUUCCGUUUGCGGCCGUGGCUGAGUUGAGCGACCCGGUGUUUGAGGCUGGUGAAUCCGGCUGGGCGCUCAGGGUGGUGGAUAGUACCGGGCUGUAUGUGUAUGGUGCGGGGCUGUACAGCUUCUUUGACAAUUAUGAUGUCUCGUGCAGCCAGAUUGGUCAGGGCGCGAGGUGUCAGAAGAGAGGGUUCAGUGUGGAGGGGAAGAGUGAGGUGAGGGUGUAUAAUCUGAAUACGGUGGGGACUAAUAAGAUGGUCACGGUGGACGGGGUGGAUGUGGUUAACUAUGAGGAUAAUAUUGAUGGGUUUGUGCACAGUGUUGCGCUGUUUGGGACGGCGGAGGAAUAGGAGGUUUCUUUGUUGGUGGAUGGUGGUUUUUGGAUAGGUCCAGUUGGUUAGGUAGGUGGACGGCGGCUACUUGGGUAUCUAUAAUCCGAUCUGAUGAUGAAGAGAUGACUACGCUGUCUAUGAGUAGUCUGUUUUCGGGUCUGGAAGGGCUAUUUAUUUCUCUUGUAUACAUACAGUUGUAUUACGUAGGUAUAAUCUUUCAUACCAUUUACCUGUCAUUGAUCCAAUUUCUCUUGUUUAAUAUACUAGAGGCCAUAUAUACCUUAGUUAACCG
This is a messenger RNA of Canariomyces notabilis, 3990 nucleotides long. RefSeq names its product glycoside hydrolase family 55 protein. The record is from RefSeq and is a predicted model, not a curated record. NCBI's taxonomy places the organism in Eukaryota, Fungi, Ascomycota, Sordariomycetes, Sordariales, Chaetomiaceae. The transcript has a single exon. The coding region runs from base 402 to 3716 and encodes 1104 amino acids.